This is a messenger RNA of Plutella xylostella (diamondback moth), 661 nucleotides long. It is a transcript of the gene RpS10b, whose product is annotated as Ribosomal protein S10b. Gene Ontology annotation, cellular component: cytosolic small ribosomal subunit. The record is from RefSeq and is a predicted model, not a curated record. Gene Ontology annotation, molecular function: structural constituent of ribosome; RNA binding. NCBI's taxonomy places the organism in Eukaryota, Metazoa, Arthropoda, Insecta, Lepidoptera, Plutellidae.
GUCACAACAAGGUACCUACUAAUAUGUCAGUCAUCAAUACUACUAAUCGUAAUUACCGGUUUCUGAUACGGUUGUCCUUCACUAGUGACAAAGUGUCAAAAUUUCUUUUACGGUUUCUUUUCUGUCAAAAUAGGCAAAAGGUAGCGGCUCAAGAUGUUGAUGCCAAAGCAGAACCGUGUUGCUAUUUAUGAAUUCCUCUUCAAAGAGGGAGUCAUGGUAGCCAAAAAGGACUACCAUGCCCCCAAGCACCCGGACUUGGAAAAGAUUCCCAACCUCCAAGUGAUCAAAGCUAUGCAGUCUCUUAAAUCCAGAGGUUAUGUCAAGGAACAGUUUGCAUGGAGGCAUUUCUACUGGUACCUCACCAACGAGGGUAUUGAAUACCUGCGCAGUUUCCUCCACCUGCCCCCCGAAAUCGUGCCGUCGACCCUGAAGCGGUCCGUCCGCACCGAGACCGUCCGCCGCGGCGCCGUCGGCCGCAGCGACGCCCCCGCCCGCGCGCCCGAGGACCGCUCCGCCUACCGCAGGGCUCCCCAGGCCCCGGCCGCACACGACAAGAAGGCUGAUGUCGGACCCGGAUCAGCUGAUGUUGAAUUCAGAGGAGGUUUCGGACGAGGCAGGCCCGCUGCACCCUAAAUAAGUUUACAAUAAAAACAUAACCUAA